Cryptococcus deneoformans JEC21 is the source of this 1400-nucleotide messenger RNA. RefSeq names its product expressed protein. The record is from RefSeq and is a predicted model, not a curated record. The coding region runs from base 44 to 1276 and encodes 410 amino acids. NCBI's taxonomy places the organism in Eukaryota, Fungi, Basidiomycota, Tremellomycetes, Tremellales, Cryptococcaceae. The transcript has 3 exons.
AGCAAGUUCAGCCCGCCGAGAACGCCAGUCAAGUCGGUUUGUUAUGCAUUUUCAUCUCCAACUUGAACAACAGGCUGGCAGAGGCACCAUGUCCGGCAGACCGCGGCGAGCAGCAGCAGCUCCUUCGCGCCACCCAGUUCCCGCCGACGCCGUUGACUUCAAAGAUGCGGACCCCGAGUUUCUGGCUCUCAGCCUCAAGCAGCGACGAUCAAUUGAUAGAGCAUUUGAAAAAGGUGUCAGAACAACAAAAGGUGAUGAUAAGAGAAAAAGACGGAAAAUUGCGAAUGGAAAAGCGGUGGACGUCUCGGACGCUGAAGACGGUGGUAUUGUAGAUGAAAGUGGCGGGGAAGCGCUCAUGGAGGAAGGUGGUGGCAGAGUGCCUUUUUCACAGGAUACUGAUGGAGGAUUCGUAGCGGAAGAUGAUGGAGGGGGAUUUGUCAUGGAUGAUCACGCUGGAGGAUUUGUCCCCGACAACGAUCAAGGCGGAUUCCUUCCCGAUGACGAUGCUGGCGGUUUCGUCACCGACAACGGAUAUCAAGACCGCGUUGUAUCAGAACCUUUAAAAAUUUCGAAGCACCAUUCGUCCUCCCAUUAUUCGCCACAGACAGCCACCAGGCUUGUUCCUCUCUAUCUUCUGCCCACCCUGUUGACCUCCCUUGGGCUUCCUUCAGACGAGGAUGUGCUCCAAGUCUUCCGUGCCUCCGCGAUGGGAUGGGAUGAAAGUAGCGAUAAGCACAGUCUAGAUAAAGAAGACGCAGUCGGGGUAGAACUUAAAGACUUCAGAGCGGUGUGCGCAGCACUUAUGGAUCCAGAUGAUGGAGAAGAAAGGGAAAAUGUGGAAUUGGGUAGUGACGACGGCGAUGAUGAUGAAGAUGCCUUCCAGCCUUCCGACGCCGAGUCUGUCCUGACCUCAUUAUCGCAGUCCUCAUAUGGAGGUACGCCUAGUAAAAGCUGCUCCAAGAAGGCAGGAAACAAGUCACGGAAAACGUGGGCAAAAGGCAAGGGUACGAUCGAGGGCCAGAUAAAUCUUUCCUCAAAUCAGAGGGCGAUGGUCAAAGAUAUCUGGGAUAUGCUUAAACCUUCAGAGAAACAGAAGAAGUUUGGGGCGGAUAUUUUAGGGCGAAACGAAGUGAAAGAGCUGGUCAGGAAGCUCGGUGAGAUGUGGAGUGAUGAAGAGGUCACGGACAUGGUGACGCUUUUCUCAAGUCAACAUGAGGGCAGAGGACUUACUUUUGAAGAUUUUGGAAGAGUGAUGCUUCGGGCUGGCCUUGUCUGAGAAACAUGGUGGGGUGAAAGUUGUAAAGACGUAUCAUUUGGGUAUAUGUUGUAUCGGGGUAUCAAACAGUACAUGGUUCGUCAAGUCAUAUCUAGAAAUUGCGAAUGUUACACACAUUUCUUGU